GCAGAAGCAAGACCACCCACCGACCUUCACUCCCCUCCUGCAGUCUCACCGCCUCUACUUUAAGGGGGAGAGAGGUAGAGGUGGAGAUUAGAAAGAGGAAGCAGCAUGCAGCAAAUAAGUUUAACCUCGUCUUCAGCACUUCUCUGUUUUUCAAUCAAAUGAUGACCAGCUCAGAGGAACUUUUCCGAUUAGGACUGCCUGCGACUGGAAGAUGAAUAAAGGUGUGAUGAUUGUUUCCAUCAUGAGGCCUGAAAACUGCUGGACUCUACUGCAUGUGUCCAUCUUGGCAGCACUGCUCAUCACCGUAAAUGCUGACGGUAAGUUUUCCUUUCGCAUUUUGUGCAGUCUCAGUAUUUAUCUAGUGUUUCUUUUCCUUCCUUUAUGGGUCUGUGAUGUCUGAAAUCAGGGAUUUUUACAAAGAGGUCAGCUUUUCAUUUCUCUGGUAAGCGCUGACGGUCUGAUAUCCGUGGUCUUUUUAAAAUGCAACAACAGAGAUGGCUAAAAAAGUUUAAAUAAAUAGUAGAUACAGCCAAGUGAUGUAGUUUUAAAAUUACAAAGCUGAUGAGAAGGCAUCCUCGAAAACCAAUGGAUAGGAGGAAUUCUGUGCAGAAGUAUCACCAGAAGAUCUAACAUAAGUGAAACUUGAAAGUGACCGUGACAUUUACACCAUGAAUAUCUCUAAAACUGACAUUAUCUGAUGCUGACAAGAUAGUUUCACUGAAUAUCUUCCAUUAGGGGUGUUUCUGUGUGUGUGGGGGAUUACAUGGAAAGUAUUAGAUUUUACUGUAAAACGAAGAGGCUUUAAAAACAAGACAGUUUUAUCUCUCAAGAUCUGAUCAUUGACUCUUUCCAUCGUCUACUUACUCAGUGAUCCUGUAGCUGAAUUAAGACUACAACUGGGUAGUUUCUUAUCAUCUUAAAUAAAUGACAGCUGAUGUGUUUCCUUAGUCCUGAACGACAGAAAUAGCCUCACGUAUGACCUAAUUUUAUCUAGAUGACCACAGUGCCUUUCCUGUGAUCGUCUAAUCUGUGGUUUCCUUGUGAUGCUAAAAUCUUGUUGUGGUCUGAGGGUAAAAAAGUGUCAUUUAAUGACGACUUUUAAUGUGGCAGAUUGAUUCUUGUGACACUGAGGUGAUUAUUUUGCUUUUUCAUAGCUGCUUGUGUCACUUAUUUAAAUAACUGGGCACGUCAUUGCGGUUGUUUAGUUUGCAUUUGUGCCACUGUAUCCUUCCUCUUUCCAUCUUGUCCAGUUGUUUGCAUCUGUAGUUGUUUGAGCUUAAAUCUCACUCAAAGUAUACCCCAUGCUUUGUGUCUCUGUAGUUUUAAGUAGGUUUGAUAGAAGACUCUGUUUUCAGGCUUACUUGUGUCUCUUUGUAUUUGUUGGUAUUUUUGUCUUAUUUUCUACAUCUUCAAUCAUAAAGAUCAUCUUAUUGAGAUAAAGGUUUUAUUUUCGAAAGACGCUGUCAAGUCAUCUUGUGACUCAAAAAGACAUCAGUCUCAGUAGUUGUUUUCUCACUCUCUGUAGUCUUUUACUUCCUUUUGUGUGUUUUUCUUUUUCUUUUUCUUUUUUCUUGGCCAUCACAGCUUUUUUUUCUUUUUUUUUGCUUUCGUUUUGCUAUAUCAUGAUGGUUCAUUUAGUUACUUAGCCACUUAGGCAUGGAUUACAACAGUAGAGCGAAUACUAAUCCAGCAAUGAAAUUACCAGUGAGAAACGGGAAAUAAAACUUCAUAAUCAAACUGAAAAAUGUCAUCACAUGGCUGUGUUGUUUUACUUCUGUAAAAAGGUGUAUCAUUUCCGAACUGAAAGACCGGGGUCACCUUUUCACUGCUCUCUGGAAGAUUACAUUUUAGCAGAAACAUUUUUUUUCCAAAAAAGCUGAAUGAGAUCUUUCAAUUCAAUUUUAAAAUUCACUGUUAACAUAUGUUAAAUCUUAUAAAAGGUCUUAGGCAACAGUGAGUUCAUAUGUGUGGGUUCAAAGUUCCCCUAAAACACCUCUUAAGGCAGGGUCUCUCAGUUCUUUUAAUGGCUGGAUUUCAUGCAAAUGCUGUUUCCAUUCAUCUCAUUAUAAAAAGUGACACUUUUUGGCACUGUGGUUUCAUGCGUACGUGUCUUUUAAGGUUAUAGUGUUACUUUCACUAUCUUCUUUUCGGUGACUGGUGAACUGAGAGGGGGCAUUAUUACCUGCUAUAGCAGAGGAAGACAAACUUUAGCAAAUGUAUCCAUUUUUUUUGUUUUUUUAAACCGUUACAAAGACAGUAGUCCAAUCAAAUCAUCUAUUCAGUUUUUUUUUGCCAAUGAAUUUAAAACCCUGCUUAAAAUACAUGUAGUAAAAAGCUUUAAAAAAAAAGCAACUGUUUGGGAUGUAAUAAAUUCCAUGAUUUUGGUUCAUUAUCUGCUUAUUUUGGCCUAACUGUUUUUAAAUGGCGCUCAGUGUAGUAGCCAAAAGGUCAUUUUAUUCUUAACCUUUGGAAACCUGCAGAAAUCCCGAGAAAACACACUGAUGUUAAUAAUAAUAAUAAUAAUACAUUUUAUUUGUUAAGCGCUUUUCAAAGACUCAAAGACGCAGUACAUAGCUAAAAUCAUAUAUCAGUAUACAAUAAAAAUGCAUCAAUAUACAAUAAAAUACAUCAAUAUCAAUUAAAAUCAAGUAAAAUCAGGUAAAAUCAACAAUCAAGGGGGGGGGGGGCUAAGGAAGAUGAAAAGCAGUGCGGAAAAGGUGAGUUUUGAGCUGGGUUUUGAAUUUGGUAAGGUUGGAGCAAUUUCUGAGGUCCAGUGGGAGUGAGUUCCAUAGGGUGGGGGCAGAGACUGAGAAGGCUCUGUCCCCCCAGGUUCGGUGCUUGGUCGAGGGUACUGUGAGGAGGUUGGCAUCAGCAGAGCGGAGGGUGCGGGGGGGAUGUAGGGGUGGAGAAGAUCUUGCAGGUGGGGGGGCCUGGUUGUGGAGUGCUUUGUGGGUGAGAAGGAGGAUUUUGUACUGAAUGCGAUGGGGGAUGGGGAGCCAGUGUAGGUUCUGGAGGACGGGGGUGAUGUGUUGGUGGGAGCGUGUAUGGGUGAGGAGGCGGGCGGCAGAGUUCUGGAUGAGCUGAAGUUUAUUGAGGAGAGUGGAGGUAGUGCCGUGGAGGAGACUGUUGCAGUAGUCUAGACGGGAUGAGAUGAAUGCAUGUAUAAGGGUUUCGGCUGCAGAGUAGGAGAGGGAGGGGCGGAGGCGGGCAAUGUUUUUGAGGUGGUAGUAGGCUGUUUUGGAGAUGUGCUUGAUAUGUUGUGUGAAGGUGAGGUUGCUGUCAAAGAGAAUUCCAAGGUUGCGACAGUGGGGGGAGGGGGAGAGGGUAGUGUUGUUAAUGGAGAGCUGAAAGUCUGUGACUGUGGAGGUGAGGGAUUUUGGGCCAAUGAUGAUGAGAUCUGUUUUGUUGUAGUUGAGCUUUAAAAGGUUGGUGUCCAUCCAGUUUUUAACAUCGGUGAGGCAGUUUGAGAGGGAGCGUUGGGUCUGGGGGGUGAUGGAGGUGGAAGAGAUAUAUAAUUGAAUGUCGUCAGCAUAGCAGUGGAAAUGGAGAUUGUGUUGACGGAGGAUGUGGCCGAGAGGGAGGAGGUAGAUGAUAAAGAGGAGAGGACCAAGCACCGAACCCUGGGGGACACCUUGGGACACGGGGGCAGUUUUGGAGGAGCAGUUGUUGAUGUGGAUGAAGUGAUUCCGGUUUGUGAGAUAUGACUGGAUCCAGUUGAGGGCAGUGUCUGUGAUGUUGAGGAGGGAGUGUAGGCGGGACAGGAGGAUGGCGUGGUCAAUGGUGUCAAAAGCUGCGGAGAGAUCGAGGAGGAUGAGGAUGGAGAGUUGGCCGGAGUCAGCAGAUAUGAGAAGGUCGUUUGUGACUUUUAUGAGGGCAGUUUCGGUGCUGUGGUGGGUGCGGAAUCCUGAUUGAAACAGUUCAUAGAGAUUGUUAUUGUUGAGGUGGGCUUUGAUCUGUGAUGCAAUGACUCGUUCCAGGAUUUUCGACAGGAAAGGGAGGUUGGAGAUGGGCCGGAAGUUAUUGAUAUCGUCGGGGUUGAGUCCAGGUUUUUUAAGGAUGGGGGUGACAGCAGCCAGUUUGAGUGAGGGUGGAACAGUGGCAGAGUUGAGGGAGGAGUUGAUGAUUUGUGUAAUGAUGGGAGAGAUGACGGGGAGGCAGUGCUUGAUGAGGGAGGAUGGGAUGGGAUCUAGGAUGCAGGUGGAUGAUGACAUGGAGCGGAUAAUGUUGGUCACGUUGGUCACGUCGUUUGUUAAAGCGUAAAUACAUAUAUUUAUUUUUCCGUAUUUUUCUUUUGCGAUAUUUGCCUUUUAUUGACAAUACAGAGUGUAAUGUGGGGAGAUAGGGAGAGAGGGGGGAGGGCAUGCAGCACAUAGUUAGGGCCAGAUUCGAGCCAGCGACCACUGCGGGGACUGUGGUCCCAAUGUAUGGGGUGCGCUAACCCACUUGGCGUGCUAACCCACUCGGCCAUCUGAAAAACCCCAGAAAGUGUAAAUAUUUCAUACUAUUUGGUAUAAAUACAACAACUUUAUGACGGUAAAUCUAUGACUUUUUUCUUGCAGGUGAAGAUGAAUGUGAAUUUUACAUUAAAGUGCCACGCAACACGUAUGAAGCCUCUCUUGGGGAUGAACUGAGGAUUAGCUGCACCGUUAAAUUUUGCGAUGACUCUCCACCACCAGUCUCCUGGUUCAAACUUGGGCAGGAUGAUGUCUUUAUCCCCAUAAAUGACAGCAGCCAUCGCUUGAAAGAAGAGUGGCAGAUGUUGAACAAUUUAGAAGGAGUUUCAUUUCUGAUUUUUCCAAAAUUUUUUUCAAACGACUCUGGUGAUUAUCGUUGUGAGAGUGAAAGUAAAAUUGGAAAUCGCAUCAACGUCAACGUCACAGGUGAGAUGAACUUUACCCUGGUUAUACACAUCAUUGUCAGGUUUAACCAAAAGGGUCAUGAAGACUAAAGUUUAUACUGUGUUUUAGAUUAUGGUGGGCCUAAGAGUACAACAGCAAUGAAUAUCAUAAGUAAGACAAGUUUGUGUCAUUUUUUAUUUCCGUCUAAACUGCCUUUACUGGUGAGGUUUAAAGAAAUGACACAGUCAUAUUGAGUCAAACUUCCUCUUUGUCCACAGAUAGCACAACUUCAAGUCCUCCAUUCCCAAAAGAUCUGAUGAUGUAUGUGUACCCUGCUGCUGGUAUCGUGGGGUUCGUCAUCAUCGUGAUUAUUAUAUCUGUCGCAUCAAUGCAAGGGUGUAAAGGUAACAUGUUAAGUUUUUUUAUUCAUGAUUUAAUAAGUUUGUCACGUUAACUGUGCUGUAGUAAUACAACCGAAAUGUCAUCAUGCAGGAAAAUCUAAGAGGACACAAGAGGAAAAUCAGGUAAGACUUGGAAUCACAAAAAAAUGACAUCUUAACACCUUAAUCGUAGCUGAAAGUUAAAUUCCUUUUAUUGGAUCUUUGCAGUAUGUGGCGAUCCCCAUGAGUGAGCAACCCUCCCAAAGCACCACCGCCCAACCCUCGCCAAGAGGAAACCCCCAUAUUCCGCCAUCUCAGAGGUCAACCCGUCGGCCGAAAGCGCCACCACAGCUCAGUGAGUCGCCGGUAGUGAGUGACAACGAGUGUGUUUACAGCUUCGUUAAAGACGGCAGACAGCGACAGACGAAAACAGCGGAGGAGGGUUCUCUUGUGUACGCCGCCCUCAACCAUCAGCUACCAGCGAGGGUUCCUGCGAGACCGCGAAGGCCAAAGGAGGAAAGUUCGGAGUACGCUGCCAUUCGUGUAAGGGACUCCAACUGCUCUUAGACACUAGAGGACCACUGACGAACUCUCUCGUAGAGAUUUGUAAAGAAGACUUUGGACAGACAGCCGAAGUUUGUACGCGUUUGGAAAAUCGACUCUAUUUUUAUACAUUAAUGCAACACAAUUCAUACCAAUCUACCUGAGACUCCUACGACUUUCACUGUAAACCCUUCUGCCUCUGUGUUUACACAUGACCUCUCUCUCUCAGGAAACCAACAUGACUCUGAGAAUCUGCUUACUUUGUCCACUUUCUGUAAAAUACAAACCAAUCAACCCAAUCCUCCAAGAUACAAGGAGGAAAACUAGACUGAAUCAUCAUGGAGAUCGGAGGUUUCUUAUCAAUCUAGAUCUGGUUUCACUUUUGGAUCUGCUCUGGGUUUGAUGUUUUGUUUUCACACUCAUGCCACAUGUUAAAACUGUGAUUUUACGCUGUUUUAUUUGCAAGACUUGAAUUUAACGAUGAGUAACAUCAGAUCUGUUUACAGUUAUGAUUCUAUGAGCUUACGUAUCAACCUUUGAUUCAUUUUACGACUGAAGAAUGACUAAACAGCUCCUGUAAUUUUAUGUGUUACUGUUUUACUCAGAUAAGGAGAAUGUACUGAUCAUUUUUAUUUUGUGCAAUCAGAUAUUACAAUGUACCUGCUUGGUUUUAGUUAAGAAUAUAAGACAAGAUCAUCGCUGACUUGCUUUUUUAAUUUGUUUACUCGAACACAACCCAACACCGAGGACGUUAUUAAGCCGUAUUUAUCUCGCAGCCCUCAAGUUUUUGAUGAUCUGAGGUCAAACAAAAAGGUGUCAUUGAUGUCCUUG
Xyrichtys novacula (pearly razorfish) is the source of this 6592-nucleotide messenger RNA. NCBI's taxonomy places the organism in Eukaryota, Metazoa, Chordata, Actinopteri, Labriformes, Labridae. The record is from the annotation of a GenBank genome assembly.